Molecule: messenger RNA, 2905 nt
Organism: Hirundo rustica (Barn swallow)
Lineage: Eukaryota; Metazoa; Chordata; Aves; Passeriformes; Hirundinidae
Gene: TMEM62
Product: transmembrane protein 62
Exons: 14
Coding region: 423-1964 (513 amino acids)
Source: RefSeq, a predicted model, not a curated record
CGGACACUCAGACAUGGCAGGAGGCCAUGACCCCCAGACUUGCCAGCUCUCAGACUGUGAGAGUAUAAAAGCCCGGGGAUUCCUUUCUUUGGGGCCCCUUCUCAUAGGUACCCGAGUCGAACUGUUAUUGUGUUAAUUACUGCACCAAGAUUAAAUUAUUUGAAUGAUCCCGAAGUCUGAGACGCUGCUAUGGGAAACCUGGGGCUGAGCUGGUGUCAGAUAUUCAUAUCAGUAAAUUUCGGGAUCCCAAACGAGCUCCUGACUUUGAAAAAUUCUGUUCUGAAACAAUUGAUGUAAUUCAGCCAGCACUUGUUCUAGCGACAGGUGAUCUGACAGAUGCUAAGACAAGAGAUAAACUGGGAUCUGAGCAGGUAGAAGAUGAGUGGAAAACCUACCAGUCAAUCCUGAAGCGAUCAAGGGUCAUGGAAAAAACCAAGUGGAUAGACAUCAAAGGGAAUCAUGAUUCAUUCAACAUUCCACACCUGGAUAGUGUUCAGAAUUAUUACAGGAAGUACUCUGCGUGGCGUAAAGAUGGUUCUUUCCAUUACAUCCACACCACCUCUUUUGGGAACUAUUCAUUCAUCUGCGUGGAUGCCACACUCACCCCAGGCCCUAAGAGACCCUAUAAUUUUUUUGGGAUUUUAAACGUGAAUCAAAUGGCAGAGCUGUCUUUGAUGGCAAGAGAAAGUCUACACAGCAACCAUACUAUCUGGUUUGGCCAUUACCCCACCUCAACCAUCAUCUCCCCAUCCCCUGGAAUACGAACACUAAUGAGUUCUGCCACAGCCUAUUUAUGUGGACAUCUGCAUACAAUGGGUGGGCUGAUGCCAGUCUUGCACAGUCAACACUGUGGUGGCACUCUGGAACUUGAAUUGGGAGACUGGAUGGAUAAUAGGAAGUACCGGAUCCUUGCGUUUGAUCAUGACCUCCUCAGCUUUGCAGAUCUUAACUUUGAAGAGUGGCCUGUAGUUCUCAUCACCAAUCCCAAAUCCUUCCUUUACAGCAGUUCUACUCAUGAACCGCUAGUCAAAAUUCUUUAUUCCACUCAUAUCAGAAUUCUGGCAUUCUCUCCUUCUGUCAUUACCUCUGUCAAAGUCUACAUAGAUGGAGUUCACCUGGGGAAUGCACAUCAGGUGUCUGGCCCUCUCUAUGUGCUGAAGUGGAGCCCACAAAACUACAGUGAAGGGUUCCAUCACAUAGAUGUGACUGUCCAGGAUGCUUCAGGAAGAACUGGCACACGGGGCCAUUUAUUUGGUAUGGAAGAAAAUCUCUCUCUCCGAUUUGACUUUUGGUCAUCUGUUAUUCUUCUCACCGACCACUAUGUUCUAGCUCGAGUGCUCUUUGGACUGAUUGUGCUGAUUCAGAUUACCUUGCUUGUUGUUUUCCGACACCUCCAAAAGCCAGCACUCAAAGAAAAGCCAGGAUUACUUACUCUGACUUCGUAUUCUCUUCAUGUCUUCAGCAAAACAAACACCUUCUAUUACUCAAUUCUGGUUCUGAAUUUAUACACCAUUCUGGGACCAUGGUUUGUAGGUGAACUGAUAGAUGGCCAGAUGGGGGCCUGUUUUUCCUUUGGGGUGUUUGUUGGUGGUGCCUUCUUACAGGGCAGUAUGACAUUUAUUGUUGGGAUUCUACAGAUGUUGUUUUUCAACCUGCCAUUGAUGGCCUAUCUGUGCUGGUGCCUGUUGAUGCGAUGCCAGGGCCACGGCUUCCGUUCCCACCUCUGGCACGUCCGACGCCUUGUGGCUGUGCUGGUUCACCUGGCAAUGGCCCUGCUCCUGGCCUGGCAGCUCUAUUCCUGCUAUUUCCUGCAGCGAACAUACGGCACCUUGGCGUUCUUCCUCUCCCCAAUGAGAACAUGGCUGGUAGCACUGAGCGCAGCUCUCAUUUAUAAAACCUGGACACUGAAAUCAUCAGAGCUCAGAACUUACAUAACAGAGAUAAAAAACUGUCAAAGCUCCUGAAGUACAAUAUAAGUACUCCAAGUUCUGUCUUAAAAACUCUCAAGGUACAACUUUAUCAUUUUGUGAUGCUGGAAUUCCAUACAUCCCAACCAUUAGGUGGUAAGGCCCAAAGCUGCACCUGCACUGCUACAGAACUGUAUUAAAUAGUAAGUGCACAAUUAGUUAUACACACUUUACUUGUAUUAUACAACAUACUGUGUAAUACAUGUUAUAUAAUACAGUUACGCAUUAUAUAUCAAUACUGUAAACUGUGUAAUAAUCUCAUCAAGUGAUACAGAGAUAUGUCCAUAUGGCUCACAAAUGAAAAUGUUUGCCUAUUACUACUGUGAAUGGAAAAAUACUUUUAAUUAAUUAAAUUCUUGAUUUUUAUAAUGCUGCAAAAACUGAGCAUAGAACUUGAUGAGCUUCUGGAUUUGUGUUUAAUUUGAUUUUUAUUUCAGGGGUGUCCUGUGAUUUUACAAGAUUAGACCAGAUGUCUUUAUGAAGUAAUAGUGACUGCAAAGGCGCUGUAGUGGCCUUCACAGUCAGAGUCCUAUGCCUGUACAUGUUUUCAGUUCAUAAUGCUGCGUAGAAGCAGAUUAGAGGCUGUACGGUGUGCAUAUGUAUUUGUGUUCAUGUUUACCUGAGCUGUGGCCCAUAGCUCUUGCUCUGGGAGUGCUGGCUAACUAACAGGCUCACUCUCUGGAAGGAAGGAGUUUAUUUUCCACUACUGAGGCUGCCAGUUCUCCCCACCCAUGACUGGUGAAAGGACAGUGAAUUAUCAGUGGUGCUGGGGUUUUCAGCUUCAAAGUAAAGAAUGGAGACAAUGUCGUCCGGAUGGGAGAGGCUGAAGGAAUAAUAUGGUCUGAUGCCUAUAAAGUCUGUAAUUUCUGUUUUUCUGGGUCUCAGCUGUGUUUCUGGGUCUCAGCCAAAUGCACUAAAGAGUGACCUAAGAAAACUAA